GUGCAUGACUGCGCAGAGUUGUGGCAGAAGGAGAGUGCGAGAAAGAGAGUGUUGACUCCGAUGAAGAGUGCAGAAGCUCCAAAUCCACCAACAAGCGCCUUGCAAUGUGCUGAUGGACAGCAGCAGCCAGCGAGUUCCUGCCUAACUCCGCAGAGGGGCGACUCUUUAGUCUUCUCUGAGAAGAGUUGAACUAGCGGUGCAAGUUGCUAUGACAUUGUGGGGCGAGCACUGGGAGUCUAUUUUAGUCCUCCUGUCAGAUGGCCACGGCCUUUAGUCCAAGUGGCGCUGCUGGAGAGGGUGAACUGGGCGCCUGAAGUGGGAAGCAACAGCAUGUCAAAGCUGGACGAGGACCAAGAAGCAGUUUCUGUGCUCUUCUAUUCUGCAUCUUUUCAGCGCUCCAACAGUCAUGACAAAGUUCGUAAGAUCGUCGCCGAAGAGGGCCGAGCUGCUAGGAACCUGAUUGCAUGGAGCGUCCCACUGGAGAGUAGAGAGGAGGAAGCAAAGUCCAAAAGUAACUCCACUGGCAGCUCAAGAGCUCAUAGAACUCCUUCUGGGCAGCUAAGGAAUAAGAAGCAGAGUACUGCUGUGGAAAGUAAGAGCCCAGCUGGUGCCUUGUUAGACAAGGCGACUGAGAAGAGCCCCACCAAAGCCCGGCAACCUCGCAAAGUGGACUUAAGAGCACGCUACUGGGCCUUCCUGUUUGACAACCUGCGGCGUGCAGUGGAUGAGAUAUAUGUCACCUGCGAGUCGGAUCAAAGUGUUGUCGAGUGCAAGGAAGUCCUGAUGAUGUUAGACAACUAUGUGCGGGAUUUCAAAGCCCUCAUAGACUGGAUCCAGCUUCAAGAGAAGCUCGAGAAAACUGAUGCCCAGAACAGGCCUACAUCUCUGGCCUGGGAAUUGCGCAAGAUGUCACCAGGACGUCACGUUGGGCCUAACACCUCUGCAGACAGAAUGGUGUCCUCCCCAGGUGCACGUCGCGCCCUAAACUUUGGUGGACCUCCACCUGCCUUGGCUGCAGCCCGCCUAUCCCUAACAGGCCCUAGUUGGGCAGACCGAGUGAAGUGCAGUCAAUCUGCUCCAAGUUCUAGUCAACAGACGACUUCUCCUGUCGAAAAACCAAGUAAAAAAGAUGCAGAAGGCUGGGAGACUGUCCAGCGAGGACGUGCAGCAAAGCCUCGCUCUGCCACCAUGAUUGCCAAGGUCAGUCCGGUCUUAGCCACCCAUGUCGCACCAAAGCAGGACAGCACCAAUAGUCUGUCGCUUGGACCCGCACAAGAAGAGUCCCCCAUCUGCGCCCAGUACCCCACUCAUGGGGAUGCAACCCAGGUGGACCCUGAGAAAAAAGAGCCUUCACUCCAGGAUCACGCCAAAGAGGUUAACCAUCCAGUGAGCGGCGAUACAGUGGAGCCCUCAGCAGAGAAUGCACAAGACUCGGGGCAUUCUGUCAACGCGCCCUGUGAAGACGCGCCACCCCCUCUAGCAGAGCUCACCCCUUUGCAAGCCGUAGAGAGUACCUUCUGUUCAGCUCCAGCUCCACCAGCAGACAUGACCGUAUCAGUCCCACUCCCUGCCCUGGUCCGCUCCGAAUCCCUAGAACGACCUCAGACGGAAGGGCUCAGCGGACCAUCGGCCUUGGGGGACAGUGUGGCUGAGGGGGGUGCAUCGCAAGGCAUGGCCACAUCUGCUCCACGACAAGCUGAGACUCCCGUGGCAGCGGUGAAACUGGAGAGUGUGCUGGACCCCACAGAGCUUUCCACUCCUCAGUCCAUGGCAGAGGUCCUGGCCAAGAAAGAGGAGCUGGCUGACCGACUGGAGAAGGCCAAUGAGGAAGCUAUCGCAAGUGCCAUCGCAGAAGAAGAGCAACUGACCAGAGAGAUUCAAGCAGAGAACAACGAUCUAGAGACAGAUAAUGACAAUGACUACCCGGCUGGUAUGGCUAAUGGAGGAUGUGGACCUAAUAUGGAGUGGAGUGAUAUGUUGGCAGAUUAUGAUGCAAGGGAGUCAUGGCGUCAAAAUACCUCAUGGGGCGACAUGGUAGAGGAAGAGCCUUCUCGACCUCCUGGACAUGGGAUCCACAUGCAUGAAAAAUUGUCCUCACCAUCCCGCAAAAGGACUAUUGCGGAGUCAAAGAAAAAACAUGAAGAGAAACAGCUGAAGGCUCAGCAGCUGCGGGACAAAUUGCGAGAGGAAAAGACGCUCAAACUGCAGAAGCUUCUGGAGAGGGAAAAGGAGGUGAGGAAAUGGAAAGAAGAAUUGUUGGAGCAACGAAGGAAGAUGAUGGAGGAAAAGCUUUUGCAUGCAGAGUUAAAACGAGAGCUCCAGCUCCAAGCCAUUGUGAAGAAGGCUCAAGAGGAAGAGGCCAAAGUGAAUGAAAUAGCAUUCAUCAAUACUCUUGAAGCUCAGAACAAGAGACACGAUGCCCUAGCGAAGUUAAAUGAAUAUGAGCAACGCCUCAAUGAGCUCCAAGAGGAUAGGCAGAGAAGGCAAGAGGAGAAGCAAGCCAGAGAUGAAGCUGUGCAGGAACGGAAACGAGCCCUUGAAGCCGAGCGGCAAGCACGUGUGGAAGAGCUGUUGAUGCGGCGCAAGGAACAGGAGGCUCGUAUUGAACAGCAGCGGCAAGAAAAAGAGAAAGCAAGAGAGGAUGCUGCACGGGAGAGAGCUAGAGACAGAGAAGAGCGGUUGGCUGCUCUUAGUGCAGCUCAACAGGAGGCCAUGGAGGAGCUGCAGAAGAAAAUUCAAAUGAAGCAUGACGAGAGCAGCCGCAGGCAUAUGGAGCAAAUGGAGCAGAGGAAGGAGAAGGCGGCCGAGCUCAGCAGCGGCCGACAUGCCAACACAGACUACGCCCCCAAGCUCACGCCGUACGAACGCAAGAAGCAGUGCUCACUCUGCUCUGUUGUGAUCACCUCAGAGGUGCACCUGUUCAGCCACACCAAGGGCAAGAGGCACCAACAGGCCGUACGAGACAGCAGCAGCAUCCAGGGACGGGAGCUCUCCGACGAGGAAGUGGAACAUCUUUCUUUGAAGAAAUACAUUGUGGACAUCGUGACCGACGGCUCCGUUUCCUCUGAGAGUGUAAAGGACAGUGAGGAGAGACAAAAGGCCCGAAAGAAGGCAAAGAAACUCCGGGCUAGGAUGAACUCCAGAGCAAAGCAAUACGAGACGUCACAUGAAGCAAAGACCCAAGUUCCCGAUUCCCCGUACAAGGCCAAGUUACAGCGCCUUGUGAAGGACCUUUUGAAGCAGUUGCAGGGUCAAGACAAUGGCCAAUGGGCCAACAACAAAGUGUCUGGUCUGGAUCGAACAUUAGGAGAGAUUGUUCGCAUCUUGGAGAAACAGAACACUGCAGACCAAGUAGCCUUUCAAAUGGCCGGCGGCCUAUCAGCUCUGGAGCAAAUCCUGCAGGUCGUCACAGCUGCGUCGUCACCUACCACCGUUCCCCGCAUUCCUUACAAGUCCCUCUGUGUGGCUGUGAACACCUAUUACUAUACUUGCUCCUGCUGUUCCCUCAACUGCUCCUAUGUCUUAUUCAGCAACAAGAUUGCACUCCUCAUGGACCUGCUGCUGCACCAGCUAACGCUUUAUGUGCCAGACGAGGACAAGUCCAUUUUUGGCCGCAGUGUUAACAAACAAGUCUUUGAGGGUUUUACCACGAGCUUAUUGCAGACCACUGCCACCAUCUUAGGCUGCCUGUCGCCGCUGACCUCCGAGGUAGAAAAAGGGGAAAACGCAUUGAUUACAUCGCCAGAUUCCAAGGUCAAGAACUGUGCAACAGAGUCCUUCAACAUACGUACACAAGAUCUAAUCAGCUAUGUGGUCAACAUGGGUUUGAUUGACAAGUUGUAUGGCUGCUUCCUAUCCAUUCAAAGCCCUGUGGAUGAGCACCCCAAGAUGUCUGCUUUCCUUCAACAAGCUUCAGCUUUAUUGCACAGCAUGUGCAAGUUGUGCUUUGUCGUAACUGGACGAGGGUCCAGUAUAUUUGACAACAAACGGCAGGACCCCACUGGUCUUACGGCACUUCUGCAGUCAACUGACCUGGUGGGAGUGGUACACACGCUGUAUUCCAUUCUGCUGCACAGCUUCUUGCCAGAGUCAUCCUCUCAAAGCCAGGAACCUUACAGCCAAGGGGUCAUCCAGGUGGCUUUGCAAGGCAUCCGCUUCCUCAACAGUUUUGCCCUGCUUGACCUCUCUGCCUUCCAGACUGUUCUAGGAGCCGAGGGCCUGUCGCUCGCUUUCCGUCACAUUGUCAGCUCGCUGCUAUGGUACUGUACCCAGCAUUCAGCUGAAGAACUGCUGCACGAAGUCAUCAUCUGUGUCGGAUACUUCACUGUCAAUCACCCGGACAACCAGGUGAUCGUGCAAUCUGGCCGCCAGCCCAGCGUGCUGCAGAAACUCUGUCAGCUGCCCUUCCAGUAUUUCAGCCACCCGCGCCUUAUCCGCGUGCUCUUCCCGUCACUCAUCUCCGCCUGCUACAACAACGGCCCCAACAAGGUCAUCUUGCAGCAGGAGAUGAGCUGCGUGCUGCUCGCCACCUUCAUUCAGGAUUGUGCUACAAAUGAGAAACCAUGUGACGGAAAAACAAGGCAAAGUGCACUCGAGCAGCUGGAUUUCUGCGAGCUACCCAAUCGCUUCCCUCGAGACCAGUGGGAAUCUGCGCUGCAAUUUUUCCUCAACAAGCAGGAUAAGUGACUGAUGGACCUUUAACACAAAAAGUCGCAACUCUUCUGACUGGAGGCGGAUCUGACUAAAUCCAUUUUUUAGGGUUAAAAUGACAUAUAAAAAACGGAUGCAUUAUUCCGUGUCAGUGCACCUGUUUUGAGAUGGGAAUUCACACUAAAUAGCAUGUACAUUGCAAUUAGAGAGAGCAGCAAGACUGUUUGUUUCUCUUCUGAAACAUUAAUUUAUUCAAUUUUUCUUAUUUUGUACUCAUCAGUUAUGGCACGCACUAUUUGAAAAAUGUGUUCAGAAUGUUUUUCUUGGUAGCAUCUUCUCUGUUUCUUAAAAAGGUUAAACACUAAAAAAUGUUCAUGCGUCAUUAUGGUUUGUAUAAAUGUAUAUAAUAAAAGUUGUUUUUGCUGGAA
Messenger RNA from Corythoichthys intestinalis (scribbled pipefish), 5078 nucleotides. It is a transcript of the gene scaper, whose product is annotated as S-phase cyclin A-associated protein in the ER. The coding region runs from base 331 to 4686 and encodes 1451 amino acids. The transcript is spliced from 31 exons. Gene Ontology annotation, molecular function: zinc ion binding; nucleic acid binding. The record is from RefSeq and is a predicted model, not a curated record. Lineage: Eukaryota; Metazoa; Chordata; Actinopteri; Syngnathiformes; Syngnathidae.